Messenger RNA from Manis javanica (Malayan pangolin), 3712 nucleotides. RefSeq names its product AXL receptor tyrosine kinase (gene AXL). Gene Ontology annotation, molecular function: protein binding; ATP binding; transmembrane receptor protein tyrosine kinase activity. Gene Ontology annotation, biological process: platelet activation; multicellular organism development; protein phosphorylation. Gene Ontology annotation, cellular component: signaling receptor complex; plasma membrane. NCBI's taxonomy places the organism in Eukaryota, Metazoa, Chordata, Mammalia, Pholidota, Manidae. The record is from RefSeq and is a predicted model, not a curated record.
GAGGCCAUAGGCCUGUCCUUAUGUUUGGGGAAGGAGGCCUAUGUUCCCCAUGCAUUGCCUCCCCUUCCCAUACUCUGCCUUCCAGCAGGUGCCCAGGUCUAAACAAGACAUCUUCUUUCUCCUGUGAAGCCCUCAAUGCCAAAGGGGUCACCACAUCUCGCACGGCCACCAUCACAGUGCUACCCCAGCGGCCCUGCGACCUCCACCUGGUCUCCAGCCAGCCCACAGAGCUGGAGGUGGCUUGGACUCCAGGCCUGAGUGGCAUCUACCCCCUCACCCACUGCACCCUGCAGGCUGUGCUGUCAGACGAUGGGGUGGGUAUCUGGCUGAGAGAGCCAGACCCCCCAGAGGAGCCCCUCAUCUUGCAAGCAUCUGUUCCCCCUCACCGACUUCGGCUGGGCAGCCUACAUCCUCACACCCCUUAUCACAUCCGGGUGGCUUGUACCAGUAGCCAAGGCCCCUCACCCUGGACCCACUGGCUUCCCGUGGAGACACCAGAGGGAGUGCCCCUGGGUCCCCCUGAGAAUGUUAGUGCUGUGCGGAAUGGGAGCCAAGCCCUCGUGCGUUGGCAGGAGCCAAGAGCACCCCUGCAGGGCACCCUGUUAGGGUACCGGCUGGCCUAUCGAGGCCAGGACACCCCCGAGGUGCUCAUGGAAGUAGGGCUCAAGCAAGAGGUGACCCUGGAGCUGCGGGGCGAUGGGACUGUGUCCAACCUGACUGUAUGCGUGGCAGCCUACACCGCCACCGGGGAUGGACCCUGGAGCCUCCCUGUGCCCCUGGAGCCCUGGCACCCAGGACAAAGACAGCCAAUCCACAAGCUGGUGAGUGAACCCCCUGCCCCUGCCUUCUCAUGGCCCUGGUGGUACGUACUGCUGGGAGCAGUUGUGGCCGCUGCCUGUGUCCUCAUCUUGGCCCUGUUCCUUGUCCAUCGGCGGAAGAAGGAGACCCGCUAUGGAGAGGUGUUUGAACCAGCCGUGGAGAGGGGUGAGCUGGUGGUCAGGUACCGCGUUCGAAAGUCCUACAGUCGCCGGACCACUGAAGCCACCUUGAACAGCCUGGGCAUCAGCGAGGAGCUGAAGGAGAAGCUGCGGGAUGUGAUGGUGGACAGGCACAAGGUGGCCCUGGGGAAGACCCUGGGAGAAGGAGAGUUUGGAGCUGUAAUGGAGGGCCAGCUCAACCAGGAUGACUCCAUCCUCAAGGUGGCUGUGAAGACAAUGAAGAUUGCCAUCUGCACCAGGUCGGAGCUGGAGGAUUUCCUGAGCGAAGCUGUCUGCAUGAAGGAAUUCGACCACCCCAAUGUCAUGAGGCUCAUCGGCGUCUGUUUUCAGGGUUCUGAACGAGAAGGCUUCCCAGCACCUGUGGUCAUCUUACCUUUCAUGAAACACGGAGACCUCCACAGUUUUCUUCUGUAUUCCCGGCUUGGAGACCAGCCAGUGUUCCUGCCCACUCAGAUGCUGGUGAAGUUCAUGGCAGACAUUGCCAGUGGCAUGGAGUAUCUGAGUACCAAGAGAUUCAUACACCGGGACCUGGCUGCCAGGAACUGCAUGCUGAACGAGAACAUGUCCGUGUGUGUGGCAGACUUUGGGCUCUCCAAGAAGAUCUACAAUGGGGACUACUACCGCCAGGGUCGCAUUGCCAAGAUGCCAGUCAAGUGGAUCGCCAUCGAAAGCCUGGCAGAUCGCGUUUAUACUAGCAAAAGUGAUGUGUGGUCCUUCGGGGUGACAAUGUGGGAGAUUGCCACACGGGGCCAAACCCCAUAUCCAGGAGUGGAGAACAGUGAGAUUUACGAUUACCUGUGCCAGGGACACCGCCUGAAGCAGCCUGUGGACUGUCUGGAUGGACUGUAUGCCCUGAUGUCCCGGUGCUGGGAGCUAAACCCCCGGGACCGGCCAAGUUUUGCAGAGCUGCGGGAGGAUCUGGAGAACACACUGAAGGCCCUGCCCCCUGCCCAGGAGCCCGAUGAAAUCCUCUACGUCAACAUGGAUGAGGGUGGGGGUCAUCCGGAACCACUUGGAGCUGCUGGAGGAGCUGACCCCUCAACCCAGCCUGACCCUAAGGAUUCCUGCAGCUGCCUCACCGCAGCUGAGGUAUAUCCUGCUGGACGCUAUGUCCUCUGCCCUUCUACAGCCCCUGGCCCCAUCCUGCCUGCUGACAGGAGCUCCCCAGCAGCCCCAGGACAGGAGGACGGAGCCUGAAACACCCCUACACCUGGGACUCCCUCUCAGGACCCAAGCUAGGCACUGCCACUGGGGGGACCCUCCCUCCCCCUGGAUACUUUCCCACUCCGGGUCUUACCCUCAGCUGCAGCCCUCUCUUCCUAUCUAUUCCACUUCUAUCCCAGACAGAUCUUCUCCCUUUUCCAUGCCUUAGUGUUCCUGUGCAUAAAGGGAAAGGGUUGAACUGCAAUCCCUAAGGGUCCUCCCAGGUCUAACAGUCAAAGAUUCUAGAUUCUAAGGUUUAAAGAGUCUAGAUUCAAAGGUUCUAGGCUUCAAAGAUGCUAUGAGUCUUGGUUCUAAGGACCUGAAAUUCCAAAGUCUCCAUUCUAAAGUGCUAAGGUUCUGGACAUGGAAGUUCCAAGGCCUCUAUGCCAAGGCUCUGAGAUUCUAUGGCUCUAGAUUUUUCUGAUUCUAAGAUUCUUGAUAAAGCCCACAAAAUUUUAGGUUCUAAAGCUCUAAGAUUCUAGUUCUAGGAUUUAAGGCUCUAUGAUUCAAAUUAUAUUUUUCUAGGAUUCUGAGUCCUUAGGGUAUAAGAAUCUAGAUUCUAUGGUUCUAAAAAUUCUACAGUUCUAAACAUGGAGGUUCUAAGACAUAAUGUUCUAAGCAUCUUACAGCAUAAGGCCUCUGGCCUUAAGGCUCUAGAUCAUAAGGCUUCAAGAUUUCAUCUUUUUAAUUUCUAAGAUUCUAAUGAUGGUCAAUUAUAGGUUCUAAGGUUUUAUGAUCCUUGAAACUCUUAUUAUGAGAUCAUGGACAGUUAUGGUCUAAGAUUCUAGAAUCUGCAAUUCAUAAGUUCUAAGAGUAUGAAGAUGGAGAUUCUAAGGUCUAAUGUCCUAAGAUGUGAUGUUCUAAGACUUAGUCAAAGAACCUAGAUCCUCUAUGUCUAAAAUUCUAGAUCAUAUGCUUCAAGAUUCUAGAUUAUUAAACUCUAAGAUUCUAAUGCUCUGUUCUUCGUUCCAUGGCACACUAGUUCUAUUGGUCCAAGAUUUGGAACCUCAGCAUCUAAAGUAUAAGACUCUAGUUAGUUGUGACUAACUAGAUACCAAAGUUCUAAUCAUUUCUAACGUUGGACACCUUAGGUUCUGUGUUGCAUUCCACCUUUCUAGGAUUUUAGUUAAGGGUCCAAGAAUCCACAGUUCUAAAUCUUAGGAUUCUAGGCACUGUAGUUCUAAUUCUAGACACUGUAAUUCAAAUGUUGUGAGAUUCUUAAAGAUCUACAGGGUCUAGAAAUCCAAGAUACGGUUCCAAGGUUCUAACCUUGUAGCAUUCUUCUGUGUGACCUUCCCCUUCUUAGCACCUCUGCUUUCUCUCCCUCUGUUGGAGUGUGCCCCCCACCUCAAGCCUGUGCAAUGCAUUAGGGAUACCUCCUUUCCCCAGGGGACAAUCCCCUCCUUGUGGGCCAUGCUGUCCCCCUGAGCCAGUCUCUCAUGCCCCCUAUACAGAGUGUGGACUCUGGUGCCUCCAGAGGGGCUCAUAUCACAUAAAAUUUUGUAAUCCCA